Messenger RNA from Oldenlandia corymbosa var. corymbosa, 7392 nucleotides. NCBI's taxonomy places the organism in Eukaryota, Viridiplantae, Streptophyta, Magnoliopsida, Gentianales, Rubiaceae. The record is from the annotation of a GenBank genome assembly.
AUGGGAAGCUUCCUCAGUGGGAUUGUAUUACCACUGCUGCUUUUUGCAGCUUCUACAUUGAACUGGAGUAUAGUAUCACUUGUUGAUUUGCUCACGUCGCUAGUCCUAUUAGCCUGUCUGCAAGGCUCAUAUCGCUGGAAGCAUGUAGUUCAAUGGAAUAUCAUUAUGCUAUCUGGAGGAGUUAUUCUCUUAAAUGCUUUCUUCCAUAUCACAAUGGCCAUCAAAGGUGGUUGGGUUGUACCAGAUGCUCCGUGGGCUAAGUUAUUUGGUUUUAUCAGUGAUAAGCCUGAGAGUUCUGCUGGAGUGUACUUCCUCCUCAUUCAUGCAUUAAUAGCUAUGGUUGCUAUGACCGAAUUACAUAGGAACAAGUACUCCCCUGAUAUUUCAGGAGAAUUCUAUUCACAGGAUUCGGAUUUGCCUCCUGGAAGCAAAGAUGCCGUCCACUUCAGGAUCUUAUGUUACUUCUUACUGCCUAUCGUACAACUGGUGCAUGGAAUUAGCCACCCAUCAUGGGUUUCUCUACCAUAUUUCUUUUGUAGCUGCAUUGGACUAGCAAGGUGGUCCAUUAAAAGCAACUUUCUUGGGCUUUUCUGGUGCUGGAGAUUUCUUUUAGUUUAUGCCGGCUUCAACAUCAUUUUCUUGUAUGUGUACCAGCUACCCAUUGAGUUCUCUGCCACAUUUCAGCAAUCUGCCGAUCUUGUUGGACUCUACAAGUUCUCUGCAAAAUCAGACUGGCCAGAAUUAUGUUCUGGUGUUUCCCUUCUACUUUUCUACUUCAUGCUAUCUAGAGUCAGAUGUGAUCUGAUGGAAACAAGUGAGAUUGUUUCAGUAAGGCAAACUGGCUUGAUUGAGCAGCUUCUUCCUAAAACAAAUUCUUUUGUCACUUAUCAUUUAAGAUCUAGUGCCAUGCACGCCAAUAUUGUGGAGAGUGAAGCAUUAUUGUGGAAAUUUACUAUCAACUUUUUCACUUAUGGUUUCCCAGUCUGUUUGUUUGCUUAUUCUUUUUGGAGCUUCCAGUUUGCUAGCCUGUGUUCAUUUCCAAUACUGGCUUACGUUGGUUAUGUUGUGUAUUCCAUCCCAUCAAUCUUUCACUUGCAUCAUUUAAAUGGCCUACUUCUUGUGUUUAUUCUAUUCUGGGCUACUUGUACAUAUGUCUUCAACAUCAUAUUCUCUCUGCUCAAUAAGAAGCUGGAAAAGGACAUGGCAAUGUGGGAAGCUCUUGGCUUGUGGAACUAUAGCCAACCUGGAUUAUUUCUACUUGCGCAAUUUUUCCCAGCAAUCCUACUAGCCAUCGGAAAUGUUGUGAAUGGCAUGGUGUUCUCAUACUUGGUUGACGGGGAUGGCCAACCCAAAUACCGUAAUCUUUCUUCUUAUGAGAAAGAAGAGAAGUCAGUAUAUGUUAUUGCUAUUGUUGCAUGGGGAUUUCGCAAAAGCUCUCGUGCCAUUGUGCUAGUGCUGCUGCUUUUUAUAUCGCUGAAACCUGGCUUUGUUCCUGCUGCAUAUAUGGUAUUCUUUAUGAUAUAUCUCUUAAGCCAUGCCAUAAGCAGGGAGCUUCGCCAAUCCUUGAUUCUUCUUUGCGAGAUACACUUUGCUGUACUUUUCAGCCUUCAACUAAAUGUAAUCUCUAGAUUCCUACAAGAUAAAGGUUCAGUAGCAGCAGAAAUAUUCUCAUGGUCUGGUUUGCUUGAAAGUCAUAGCUCGGUUGACUUUUUGAAGAUCGGGGGGCUGGCAUCUUUCUGCGCUAUUCAGAAUCAUGGAUUUGACAUACUUUGCUCAUUUUCCACUAUCGUGCAGUACACUCCGUUCCCUCCCUUUGGCUGGAGACUCUGGAAAGCUGGCUUAAAUAAAAGAGUGCUACUUUCUGUUUAUGCUAUGAUAUCUAGUGGAAACAAGUACGACAAUUCUGUGCAUGAGAGAAGAACAGCUUUGUAUCUGAGUGCAAUGGGGCAGAAGUUUCUCUAUGCAUACCGGGCAUGUGGAACCUACAUUGUGUGUCUGACUGUUCUUCUCACAGUUUACCUUGUCAGACCUAAUUACACAUCAUUCGGUUACCUUUUCUUUCUCCUACUUUGGAUGAGUGCAAGGCAACUAAUGGAGAAGACAAGAAAGCACUUCUGGUUUCCAUUGAAAGUUUAUGCAAUUGCAGUGUUUAUUCUCAUUUAUGUUUUAAAUGUUUUUGUCAGCUUUAAGAGGUGGUUGUCAAGCCUGAUUGAUCUUCAGCUUGUGUUUGGGUAUUCUGUUGAUGCUUCGAUGUUAGAAAAUAUCUGGGAAUCUUUGGCUGUUCUUAUUGUGGUGGUCUUGUAUAGCUACGAAAGGAGACAGAGCAAGUACUUGCAAUCAGUGGCUGGUGAAUCACCGGAAUACAUUUCAUUUUCCUUUAUCAAGCGUCUGCUCAUUUGGCAUUGUGAAAAGAUAUUAUCUCUUUCAGUAUUGUAUGCAUCUAUGUCGCCUAUCAGUGCAUCUGGUUUUGUAUAUCUACUUGGCCUGGUACUCUGUUCGACAUUCCCGAAAUCGUCCCGCAUUCCCUCAAAAUGUUUCAUGUGUUAUUCAGGAUUUCUUUUGAUGAUAAACUAUCUAUUCCAGAUGUUUGGUGAAAAAGCUAAGAUGCUUCCUGGUCAGACAUACUCUAACUUACCUAUCCUUUUGGGCUUACGGUUGUUUAAGCCUGGCUUUUCUGGUCUAGAAUCAGGUUUGAGAGCGAAAGUGCUGGUCAUUGUUGCAUGUGUACUUCAAUAUAAUGUCUUUUUCUGGCUGGAAAAUAUGCCCAGGGAAAAGGGACAUGGUGGAAAAUGGGAAGAACCCUGUGGUUUGUUUAAUUUGAUGGAUGAUACUAGUAGAACGUCUAUCUAUGCCAAAGAGAGUGAGCCUACAGCUGAAACAAGCCCAUUGUUUAGAAAGAAAAAUGCAUCAAUGAAUAGCUCUUGGCCAUCAUUUGAUGUUAGCACUGAAGUUUUAGAGGACAAGAAGAACCGGUACAGUAGACAUAUCUGGGGAAGCUCAAGUUUUAAGUGGAACAGAAAGUGGCUUCUUCUUUGGAGAAAGGAGAGGCUUGACAUGCAGAUAGCAACCCUAAAAAUAUACAUGAAAGUUUGGAUUGAGAAUGCAUUCAAUCUUUUCGGGCUUGAGAUCAACAUGAUUGCAUUACUUCUUGCUAGUUUUGCCACCUUAAAUUCGAUUUCUUUGCUCUAUGUAACAGCACUUGCUGUUUGUAUACUUGUGCCUCGGCAAAAUCUUCAGAGGUUUUGGCCCUUGUUUGUUCUCGCUUUUGCUUCUGUUCUCAUCCUUGAGUACUGGAUGAUAUGGAUGAGCAUAGUAGAUGCUAAUAAUCAAUUCCCUAUCAGCCAGUACGGGCGUUGCCAUGACUGUUGGAGAAACUCUUCUGUGUUUGUUGACUUCUGCCGAAAAUGCUGGUUAGGAAUUGUAGUCGAUGAUCCCAGAAUGCUAAUUAGCUAUUACAUGGUUUUCGUGCUUUCGUGUUUCAAACUCCGAGCUGAUCACAUGUCCGGCCAUUCAGCAUGCUUUACUUACUGGGAAACGGUAUUACAAAGAAAAAGAGCAGCUGCUUUCAGUGAUCUCUCAUUUGAAACAAAGAACAUGUGGACAUUUCUUGACCGCCUGAGGCUUUACAGUUACUUUCAUUUGUUGGAUCUUGUUCUUGCUCUAAUACUGAUUACAGGAACCCUUGAGUAUGAUGUUCUUCAUCUUGGUUACCUUGGUUUUGCUCUGGCUUUUUUCCGGCUGAGGCUUAAGAUACUAAAGGAGAGAAAUAACAUCUUCAAGUUCCUGCGUAUAUAUAAUUUCAGUUUGAUUGUUCUUUCUCUUGCGUAUCAAUCUCCAUUUGUAGGGGAUUCUAAUGAAGGAAAGUGUGAAACUGCUGAUUACUUGCACGAGGUCAUAGGCUUCUACAAGUAUGAUUAUGGAUUCCGAAUUACAUCAAGAUCUGCCCUUGUGGAAAUUAUCAUCUUCAUGUUGGUAUCCCUCCAGUCACAUAUUUUUUCUUCCCAAGAUUUUGAUUCUGUUUCCAAGUACAUAGAAGCAGAUCAGAUGGAUGCCUUAGUUAGGGAGCAACAGAAAAGAGCUGCCUGGAAAACUGCACAGUUGCAACACAUUCGUAAGUCAGAAGAAGAGAAGCGCCUUCGUAACUUGCAAGUGGAAAAUAUUAAAUCGGAGAUGCUUAAUCUACAAAUCCAUCUUCGCAGCAUGAGUACCGAUGCAAGCUUAGGCAGUAUUUCUUCGGGGUGUGGAGACCGACAUGAGACAAUAAAAUACAACCCUAGCAGUAGCAGGGGGGGAGAGGAGCAUAAUGGGGCAAGGCAUGAAGUAGAUGUCUGCUCUUCCUCUUUGUUUCCUUUGGACACGAUGGGUCCUCUAAAAAGAAUGAGAAGUGGCAGUCGGGGUUUUGAGUCCAUGCACCACUCAGUGAAUUCUCUCCAUGAUAUUCCUGAGCUAAGAGACACAAUAUUCACAUAUGCAUCUCCGAAAUCUGAUGAAUAUUACCAAGAAAAGCCAAGAAGUAAGGUUAACUUAUUGUUUUCAGCUGUGCACCUUGUAGGUGAUGGUGUUUCUCAGGCACGGUCUUUGGGUAAGAAGGCAGUCAGUAAUCUUGUUCACUUUUUCGAUAUAGAGGAUGAAUUGGAAUUACAUGAUUGCUCCUAUGAGGAUGAAAAUGAGAUUUAUUAUGAACUUGAGAACCAGAAUAUUGGGUUUGAACCAGUGGAACAAGCACAUUCUUUUCAUUCUGAGAGUGAGCAAACUGAAUCUGAUGCUACCACGUAUCUGCAAAUUGGACUAAUAUUCCGUUAUAUAUGGGCACAAAUGCGAUCAAAUAAUGAGAUUCUUUGUUAUUUUUGCUUCAUUCUGAUUUUCUUGUGGAACUUCAGUUUGCUUUCCAUGGUUUACCUCGCUGCACUAUUUUUGUAUGCUCUAUGCGUGAACACUGGCCCCAGUUACAUGUUCUGGACCAUUGUGCUUAUAUAUAGUGAAGUCUGCGUUCUGCUCCAGUAUCUUUACCAAAUCAUUAUCCAGCAUUGUGGGUCUAGCCUUAUCAGUGCAAGUUUCCUUCAGGAACUGGGAUUCCCUGAUCAUCGAAUCAAAUCAUCAUUUGUAAUAAACAACAUGCCACUUUUCUUGGUUUACCUGUUUACCCUUGUGCAAACUUUCAUCAGUGCUAGGGAGGGUACAUGGGCAUCUGUUACAGAAUUUAGAUCUCUUGGGCAAAGAGAGAGAGGUUCCAAAGAGUCCAUGGUGACACUAAGUUACUUGGAACAGAUUCGCCGACUGCUUUUACUCGUGAAAGAGAAAGUGGAAAAGAUAUUUAGAAGUCUACUUUGGUACUGGAGAUCAGUAACACAGGGAGCUGAAACUCCACCUUACUUUGUGCAGCUGUCUAUGGCAGUAGAGGUGUGGCCUGAUGAUGGGAUACAGCCUGAACGAAUUGAGUCAAGUAUUAACAAGCUACUUACCAUGAUAGCUGACAUAAGAUCCGAUGACAGUAGUCCAAAUGGAACUUGUUUGCCAAGUAAAGUUCGCAUACAAAGCAUUGAAAGAAGUCCAGAAAACCCCUCCGUCGCUCUGGCUGUUUUUGAGGUUGUAUUUGCUUACCCACAUACAGGGUCUCAUCCAAUUGAAUUUUACAAGCCCUUAACUCCUGCAGCUGAUGUAGCUAAACAAAUUUUAAAAGCGCAGCAUAUUGGGCUUUUUGAAGAAAUAGGAUUUCCUUAUCCUGUACUCUCUGUAAUUGGAGGACGUAAAAGGGAUAUAGAUCUGUAUGCAUUCGUUUUUUGUGCAGAUUUAGCUGUUUUCUUUUUGGUGGCCAUCUUCUAUCAAUCUGUGAUUAAAAACAAGAGUGAGCUUCUUGAAGUCUAUCAGCUGGAAGAUCAAUUCCCUAAGGAGUUUGUAUUUCUCCUCAUGGUAAUCUUUUUCUUAAUUGUGAUUGAUCGCAUCAUCUAUCUCUGUUCAUUCGCAACUGGAAAAGUCAUCUACUAUCUAUUCAGCCUUUGCUUGUUCACAUAUUCGAUAACAAAAUAUGGUUGGGGCAUGCAGCCAUCCCACCAACACGCUGGAAAAUUUGCACUUCGUGCUAUAUACUUGACGAAGGCAAUAUCAUUAGCACUGCAAGCUACACAAAUUCGCCAUGGGCUUCCCCACAAAAGCACUUUAUAUCGACAGUUUCUGACUAGUAGUGUGUCUACAGUUAAUUUUAUGUGUUUUCGUGUUUAUCGAGCUCUACCUUUCCUGUAUGAACUGCGAUGUGUCCUGGACUGGUCUUGCACAACUACAUCUUUGACCAUGUAUGACUGGCUAAAGUUGGAGGACAUUCAUUCAAGCCUCUUCCUGGUCAAAUGCGAUGUAGAUCUACACAAAGCUAAACAUCGACAGGGAGAAAAGCAAAGCAAAACGACCAAAUUUUGCAAUGGAAUAUGUUUGUUCUUAGUUUUGCUUUGUGUUAUAUGGGCUCCUAUGCUGAUGUACAGCAGCGGGAACCCAACAAAUAUUGCAAAUCCAAUCCAACAAGCAAGUGUCCAAAUUGAUCUCAGGACAAUCACCGGAAAGUUGACUUUGUUCGAAACAACUCUUUGCAGAAUACUCUCUUGGAAUGAGCUCAGUACUCGAGUUGACGUAGAUCCUCUAGAUUUUUUAAGUGCUUACAGUAAGAAAGACAUCCAAUUAAUAUGCUGUGAAGCUGAUGCUAGUUCUUCAUGGCAUGUCCCUCCCAUUGUUCAAGCUAGGUUCCUGCAGUCCAUUACCAACAGCAUGAAUAUAAUGUUCCAAUGGCAAUUCAUCAGGGAUAGGCCAAAAGGAAAAGAGGUUGUGAAUUAUGAACUGCAUGUUCAAGAUAAAGAUCUUCCAAAGCCAAUAGAAGUUAUUGAUGUCCUAAAUGGUACUUCUAGCAAUUUCAGGAUAUUCAAUGUCUACCCUAGGUACUUCCGGGUAACUGGCUCAGGAGAUGUCAGGCUUAUCGAACAAGCGGUAAAUUAUGUUUCAGGGGAUCUUAUACUCAACCGGGAUGAUCCGCAAUGGUGGUCCUUCCAUGAUACAGAUAUCUCAGAUAGAAUUAACUGUGGAGAUUUUGCCGGACCGGUGGCUGUUAUUGUAUCUGAAGAAACUCCUCAGGGCAUAAUUGGUGAUACGCUCAGCAAAUUCAGCAUAUGGGGUCUGUACAUAACAUUUGUGCUUGCUGUUGGCCGUUUCAUCAGGCUUCAGUGUUCUGAUCUUAGGAUGAGAAUUCCCUUCGAAAAUCUUCCCAAUUGUGACAGAUUGAUUGCUAUAUGUGAAGAUAUCUAUGCUGCACGAGCAGAGGGCGAACUUGAAGUCGAGGAAGUCCUGUACUGGACACUGGUGAAAGUAUACCGCUCCCCUCACAUGCUGCUUGAAUACACUAAAAUUGAUUAG